AUGGCGAAAGAUAAAAAGGGUAAAACCGAGUCAAAAAAGGCCAAGCUGGCCGAGAAGAAGCAGAAGGCCGAAAAAAAGGCCGAAAAGAAAGCGAAAGUGAAGGCGUCCAAGAUGGACGGCAGUGAUGCCGAGGACGUCGAUUUGGAUGCCGUACUCGAGGAGUACCGCAAAGAGCAGGAGAAAUUCCUCAAAAUCACGGAGACUGUGGUUGAGGAGCCCCCGCGCGCCCGUUCAGCGGCGACCUUCCUGGCCAACCCAACCAACAGCAACCAGCUGCUGCUCUUUGGGGGCGAGUACUUCAACGGCUCACUUGCAACCUUUUUCAACGACCUCAUGGUCUACUACAUUGACCGCGACGAGUGGCGCUGCGUCACCUCUCCCAACGCACCCCUCCCCCGUAGCGGUCACGCCUGGGCCCGCGGCGGCAACCAGAGCAACGCCGUGUACCUCUUCGGCGGCGAGUUCAGCUCCCCCAAGCAGGGCACUUUCUACCACUACAACGACUUCUGGAAACUAGACCCUACCUCCCGUGAAUGGACCCGCCUCGAACCCAAGGGCAAGACGCCGCCGGCCCGGUCCGGCCACCGCAUGACCUACUUCAAGAACUACAUCAUCCUCUUCGGCGGCUUCCAGGACACCGCCAACCAGACCAAAUACCUGUCCGACCUCUGGCUCUAUGACACCACCAACUUCGUCUGGCACAACCCCACGCUACCCCCCGCCCAGCUCAAGCCCGACGCCCGCUCCUCCUUCACGCUCCUCCCCCACGACCAAGGCGCGGUCCUCUACGGCGGCUACUCGCGCGUCAAAACCACCGCCCCCACCAACAAGCAACAACAAUCCACCCGCCAACCCGCCCACAACACCCAGCGCAACGUGCUCCGCCCGCUCCUCCACACGGACUGCUUCUUCCUGCGGGUGACUCCCCCACCGGCGGACGGCCCCGCGGGCGCGCCGCCCACGGUGCGGUGGGAGCGGCGCAAGAAGCCGGCCAACGCGCCCAACCCCGCGCGGGCGGGCGCGACCAUGGCGUGGCACCGCGGGCGCGGGAUCCUGUUUGGCGGCGUGCAUGACGUGCAGGAGAGCGAGGAGGGGAUCGAUAGCGAGUUUUUUAACGCGCUGUUUGCGUGGAAUGUGGAAAGGAAUCGGUUUUUUCCGUUGGGGUUGAAGAAGCCGAGGGGGAAUGCGGGGGGGAAUAGAGGGAGGGGUGGUGGAGGUGGCGGUGGUGGGGAGCAGAGGGUUGGGGGUAGGAGGGGGAGGGCGAAGGAGAAUGAGGAGGAAUUGUUGAGGGGGUUGGCGGCGUUGAGGGCCGGGGCGGGGGUCGAGGAUGAGGAAGAUGAGGAUGGGAUGGAGGGGGGGAAGAAGGAGGAGGGGGAAAAGGAGGAGAGGGUGCUGAGGGAGAUGCCUGUUCGCGCGGAGUUUCCGCACCCGAGGUUUAAUGCCCUGCUGGCGGUGCAGGAUGAUGUGCUGUAUGUGUAUGGCGGGACGUUUGAGAAGGGCGACCGCGAGUAUACGUUUGAUGAUAUGUACGCGGUCGAUCUGGGGAAGCUGGAUGGCUGCAAGGAGGUGUUUAACCGGCCGGUGGAGGACUGGGUUGUAUCCGACGACGAGGACGACGAUGAGGAUGAGGAUGAGGACGACGACGAAGACGACGAGGAUAAUGACGAGGAAGCGGCAGAAGAGGAGCCCAAGGGGAAUCUAUUUACGCCGAGCAAGCGGAAGAAGAAGCAGGGUGCCGACGAGGCGUCAAAUGCCGACUCUGCUUCCACUGAGCCGUCUACCGUUACCUCGGAGGAAGACGAGGAAACCGAGUCGGCGGCUACGACGGUUGAUGACGGGCUGCCGCACCCGAGACCCUUCGAAUCCCGCCGCGACUUCUUCCAGCGCACGUCCAACGAGUGGCAGGAGAUUCUCAUGACCAGCCUCCGGUGGAAGGGCAUCCAGCCCGAGACACUGACAGUCAAGGAGAUCAAGUCUAAGGCCUUUGAGUUGAGCGAGGAGAAGUGGUGGGACUGCCGCGAGGAGAUUACAUUGCUUGAAGAGGAGCAAGAGGCCGCGGGUAUUGGGGAGGUUGUGUCGCUUGCUGAUAGGGGCGAGUCGGGGCCUGGUGGUGGUGGCGGCGGUGGUGCUCGGAGGAGGUAG
This is a messenger RNA of Chaetomium globosum CBS 148.51, 2142 nucleotides long. RefSeq lists its product as uncharacterized. Gene Ontology annotation, molecular function: protein binding. Bases 1 to 2142 code for a protein of 713 amino acids. NCBI's taxonomy places the organism in Eukaryota, Fungi, Ascomycota, Sordariomycetes, Sordariales, Chaetomiaceae. The record is from RefSeq and is a predicted model, not a curated record. The transcript has 3 exons.